AUGAUGGACUCAGUUAUUAGGGUAGCCAUUCGAGGUCUCCAGAUCCUCUGGGUCGUGCUCGUCACAGCACUAAUAGGCAACGUCAUCGCUCUCAACAUUAACGGCUCUGGGUCUGCUAUGGCAGCUAUCAAUUUCACCAUGUUUGUCGCCGUUCUUUGUUGGCUCGCUGCCCUCUACGGCUUGGCUACCGCCUUCAUCCCGGCUCUUGCCAUACCUCUUAUCGUCCUGGCAUUUGACGGCGCUGCUCUGCUCUUUACUUUCAUUGACAGUAUCGUGUUGUCCGCUAAACUGCGCGCUGUUAACUGUGGCUCCCUGAACCCCAACAACCUUCCUGGCAACUACAUUGUUUGGGGUUCAGCGAAUGACGAGAAGCGAUGCCGCGAAAUUCAGGCAAGCACUGUCUUUAUGUGGUUCCUGUUCGCCAGUUUCGGUGCAGCAGCCUUCUUUACUUUCAUGGAUUUCCGUCGCGGAGGUGGCGGUUCUGUUCGCAGCUCUCGACCAUCCAUGGCCCAGGUUGGCGUUUAA
This is a messenger RNA of Colletotrichum truncatum, 525 nucleotides long. RefSeq names its product non-classical export protein. Gene Ontology annotation, cellular component: eisosome; plasma membrane. NCBI's taxonomy places the organism in Eukaryota, Fungi, Ascomycota, Sordariomycetes, Glomerellales, Glomerellaceae. The record is from RefSeq and is a predicted model, not a curated record. Gene Ontology annotation, biological process: eisosome assembly; protein localization to plasma membrane.